AUGGUGUUUUGUUAUAAAAUUAUAACAGAUUCUCCGCGCCGCGCCUCGCCGAGAAAGGGAUCUCCUGUCACAAGAAUUCCUUUCGUCGAAAGGUCCUAUUUAAUAAGAUGCGUCAUAUGUCGCACUGUAGCAGGCUUACUUAAAGCUUUGAAGCCUUCAAAUGGUUUUUGCGGUAUUUUUCCAGUACAUAAUACCGCAUCCAGUUUAGUUGCUUCAUUCGACUAUGAGACCGACAAAGGCCAUGUAUGGGACUUGAUCCCAGAGCGAGAUUGGAGACUGCUUGCGGCCCUCGCGAAGAAGAGAGAAGAAGACGUCGAGAGAGAGAGGCUAGCAGAACAGUUCCAGAAGAUGUGGCUCAAAGAGAAGGAGGAGAGAGAAAUGGUAGAAGCGGAAAGUUCGGAACAGUACAAAAAAUAUCUCCAUCAGAAACGGUGCCAGGAACGGAACUUUCACGAAUACAAGCGUAUGAUGAGGAUCGCUGAGCAGCAGGCCAAGGCCGGUCAGCUGAUGGAUUGUAUCCGGUACAAGGAGCAGAGGACUGCGGAUGUGCUGGCCUGGAGGGAAGACAAGAAGAUCUCAGACACAAUAGGCAAGUUAGUGGACGAAGAGGCGCGCGCGGCGCUGGCGACUCAGAAGCGGCUGGCGCGCGGCGCCGCGCUCCAGUGCUGCCGGCAGCUGGCGCUGGUGGAUGCACUGCGGAGAGCUGAUGAAGCCGACAAGAGACGCAGCGCCAUGCUGAGAGAUGCUUCACAGCGCCUAGCCAUCACCAACGCGUUGACGUGCUGGGAGACGUCCAUCAUACGGCAGGAGGUGUCGGCGGCGCAGGCAGCGCGGCGCGCCGCCAUCGCCGCGCACAACGCCAUGAAGGACGCGCGCAGCGUGCGCAUACACCGGACGCGGGAGCUGCGCGCGCGCCGCGCCCGCCGCGUCGCCGCCGUCACGGCGCUCAUGAGGGACGCCGUCAAAACGGGCAGAUAGAAUAAUAAUUCCUUAAUUUAAUGUAUUUAUUUAUUUAAUUUAAAAACAACAAAUGCGUAAAUAUGUAAUAUGUAUUGUGCACCAUCACGAAUACCUCAUUGAAUAUAAGUUGGCCUAUCAAAGCCGUUUUAUUGACACGCUUUAUUUUUUAAUGGGGAUGAUGACUAGGUUUGAAUAUAUUGAUUUUUAUGAUACAUUCGGGUAAAUAAGGUCAAUGUUAACUCAUUUAUACAUAAAAAGCAAAGAUUGACUAGAUAUUUGCAAAAUAAAUAAGAU
This is a messenger RNA of Bicyclus anynana (squinting bush brown), 1254 nucleotides long. RefSeq lists its product as uncharacterized. The transcript has 5 exons. The coding region runs from base 1 to 978 and encodes 325 amino acids. The record is from RefSeq and is a predicted model, not a curated record. Lineage: Eukaryota; Metazoa; Arthropoda; Insecta; Lepidoptera; Nymphalidae.